Molecule: messenger RNA, 744 nt
Organism: Acanthochromis polyacanthus (spiny chromis)
Lineage: Eukaryota; Metazoa; Chordata; Actinopteri; Pomacentridae
Product: DELTA-stichotoxin-Hcr4a-like
Exons: 3
Coding region: 122-676 (184 amino acids)
Biological process (GO): cytolysis in another organism; pore complex assembly; monoatomic cation transport
Cellular component (GO): pore complex
Molecular function (GO): channel activity
Source: RefSeq, a predicted model, not a curated record
AGACACUUCACCGUCUCCAUCAGGACGCCUCCAAAAGACGACACUUCAGGUCUGACAGCCCGGCAGCGAGCAUCGCACCCGUGAUCCGGACAGAUCUUGAGUUCACUUCAACCUUUGCACCAUGAGCGACUCAGCGGAAGCUUUGGCUGCCAGCCAGACGAGCCGACGAAAUAUCACCAUCGAGAUCACCAACCUGACCAACAACUACUGCCUCAUCGACCCCAAGGUUUACCUGGACAGUGGUGAUGUCCACAGUCCACCUCAACCCACCAUUCGCCCUCAGAUGACCAAAUUGUGCAACUUCGACAAGAUCAAGAGCAAGUCGACGGGGGCGGUGGGCGUCCUGACCUACGACCUGUUCGAGAGGCAAAGCAACAGCGCCCGUGAGAAGGUGGCCAUCAUGUUCUCGGUGCCCUUCGACUACAACUUCUACAAGAACUGGUUCGCUCUGGGCCUCUACCCCAAAGACACAGAGUGUGACGAGAAGCUGUACAAAGAUAUGUACAACAACAAAGAGCCAAAGGCUUUUGUGCGUCAGGAGUCCAACGGCAGCGGUCUCACCUUCGAGGGCUCCUCCCUGGACAUCAAGGGCACCAUGUCUCCGACAGGCAGGUGCAUCAUGAAGGUGGAGAUCUGGGACAAGAUCUUCUCUCCUGGGAUGCACCAGCAGUACUGAGCUGAGUCCAGAUAACCCGCCUGCACAGCUGUGUGUUGUACACCUGCAAUAAAUCUGAUACGACAGAA